AAGCCAGUGCGCUGACGGCGCCGCCAUUACUCGCCUUCUGUGGCAGACGAGUGUCGAGUGCCAGUGGAGUACUGUCAGUGUGCAGUAGUCUUUGUGCCAGGUGGGUUAGACCCAGGAGGAAGCUGUGAUUUUCACUAUGGAAUCGUGUCAGACAUUUUUGGAACACCAUGCGAGGAUCGGAACGUGAUAUUCUUGGAAUUAUAUUCGAAAUUUCUGUGGAUCAAUUUAUUUAAUUCCUUCAUUGAACUGUGUUCAGUGAGGGAGAAGUCAUUGCCUGUCGGUGUUCUACCAGGAUUUUAUGAUUUUGCCCAACUGGAGUAGAGUACAAGCAUUUCUGUUUUCGGAUUUCUUAAAGCUAUCAUCAUGGAAGCCAACGCAGAAAAGGACUGCAGUGUGUUAGGAAAUCUUUUUCAAACGAUUGUCAGCGAUUUAAGGUCCAGCUCACCGAUAUGGGAGGAUUUCACCUAUAAAGCUACCAAACUGCAUCAGUCACUCAAAACUACUUUGGUUGCCAUUGGAGCCUUUUUAGAAGCAUUUCAGAAAGUUGCAGAUAUGGCUACCAACUCAAAAGGUGCUACACGGGAGAUUGGCUCCGCCCUUACACGACUGUGCAUGCGGCACAGGAAUAUAGAGGCCAGCUUGAAAGCUCUCACAAGUUCUAUACUGGACAGUCUGGUGGCUCCUCUUCAGGAAAAACUUGAGGACUGGAAGAAGGUUGUUGCCCAACUUGAUAAAGACCAUGCCAAAGAGUACAAAAAAGCCAGGCAAGAAAUAAAGAAAGCUGCCUCUGACACAAUGCGCCUUCAGAAGAAAGUCAAGAAAGGUGUCCCACAUGGUGCUUGGUCUUCAGGUAAAAAUGAAAUGCAGCUGAAACUGGAUGUUGCAAUGCAGGAUGUCAAUGCUAAAUAUCUGCAGCUGGAAGAGGCAGAGAAAAACUCUGUACGCACAGCACUUAUAGAAGAAAGAGGGCGCUUCUGUCUGUUCAUAAGCUGCAUCAAACCAUUUGUGGACCAUGAGGUGCAACUGCUGACGGAGGUGACCCACUUGCAAGAAAUAAUGCACUGUCUGUGCAUGCAGGCCAGUGAGCCCCAAUCACUUCCGCCCUCUAGUGAGCAGGUCAUCUUAGACCUUAAGGGCAUGGAUCCUGCUGCAUGGAACAUUCAGCAGCCAUCGCCACCAAGCUCACCAAGUUCCUUGGGUUCACGCAAAUCCUCUAUGUGCAGCAUCAACAGUAUCAAUAGUUCAUCAAGUGGCUCUUCAAAGUCCCACUCCCCUAGCCACACCAUGCACAAGAGGACAGCUUCGCAGCCUCCUAUGGGAACUGAACGCCUGACCAGCGUUUCGUCCCAAGACUCGGGCUUCACAUCCCAGGAUAUGCUGUUUUUGCGGCCAACAACCCCCCAGUCCCUAAGUUUGUACCAGGCCUCCAACUCUGACCGUGACAGCACAGGAACAGAUACUGGAGAUUGUGAUUCAACUCCUACCACACCCUCUGGCAAUAUGGUCACCACACCAACCGCUUCUGUCAGUAGUGCCAGCAGCCAGCCAGUUAUUGCACCCAUUGUUUUGAAGCAAGAGCGUGUGCGACCUCAUACGAUAUCAGUCAGCUCUGAGAAGACUCACACCUCUCGCCCUGCCCUCAAGCCGGAGCUGUUUGAGCCCCUGCCAGAGAAGGCUGAUCAGGGAGAGGUGGACAUGCGGGAUCAGAGCCAAGCUCAUGCUGGUGGAAAGAUACGUCCCCACAGCACUGCAUCCUCAGGUCCCUAUGCUAGGCCAGCUGCUACAAUAAACAAGAUGCAGCCGGUGCUGCCUCCACAUUGCCCUCGACCUAAAAUCAAGGCAGUUCCACCACCAUCUUUGCCACCAGGUGCCCAACCUGUUUAUGCCAACACCAUGGAUUUGCAACGCAUGGUUGUUGAAAACCAAGCUCGACAGCUACAAAGGUGGCCGUCUGAUGAGCCAGAUGGAGAUACUGUGGCACCAACUACUCCACCUGUGCAACAGAGUGCAAAGCCUGCUUCUUCUGCCCCUACUGACACUGACUUGGACUUGAGUACCAUGGACUUAGAAGCAGCUAUUCGCAGUCUUGAUAGCUGCACUGCUGCCCUCAUUAAUGAGGUGGUUGAGGAAGAUAAAGAGAAGGAGACGAGAGCCAGUGAGGAAGAUAAGGAGGAGAAGAAUGAGGAGGAAGGUGUAGAAACACAGCGAGCAUCUAGGUCUCACAAGAUGCAGCAAAACAGCUUGGAACUUGCAGCUGCAAUCCGAGAGCUAGAAGAAAGUACUGCUGCUUUACAGUCUACCUAUGAUGCGUCCAACCACACCUCACACUCUUCACUACAGUGCUCCAGUGGCUAUGCUACUAUGAACAGUACACCCUCAAGCUCAGAGGAUACCAUUGCAUCUGGAGACUUUGAGUUUCCUUCCCUUGCCUAUGAAGCUGAGAAAUAUUUCACAAUCCCUCGUAGUGGGGAGAUGAGUGCAGCCUACCGUGCAGCUUUGUACCCAAAACGUCCUGCAUCUACUGCAGGUGUUCCUGCAUCUGGUGCAAACAUAAUGCGCCGCAGUUCCAUGAAUGCCGCAAAGCCUCCGCCUCCUGUGCGAAGAACUGCAUCAAUCAGUAGCACUUCCUCUGCUGUUCUCAAAGGGAACACAUCCCCUCCAACGCAGAUGUCUGAAAGCACCAGCUCAACCAGUGUUAACGAUGGUCAAGCAGAAGGCGCAUAUGCUGAGCUGCAGUUCAUUCAACAGAAUAUACAGAGUCAAAGAGGACUUCAGAAAAUGCAACCUCCACAACAGCCUCAACAACCCCCACCACCCAGGCCAAAGCCUGGCGGAUUGCAGCGACAGCAAAGUAAUGAGACUUACUUCCAGCAGAAUCCACACCAGACAUCUCCCUCACCUGACCGAGCAUCCAACUCCUCAGGGUCUUCUGGUGGAAGUUCACACUAUGCUGUGCCAAAUGUGGCUUCCUCUCCCAGCCAGGCCAGCGUGAUCCAAAGUCUCAAUGCCAAAUUUGCUUCCCUGAAUCAGCAGUAUCAAGAUUCACAGUACCAGCAGGACUUUCCCAACAAUACGGCCACUUACAUUGGUGGCAAUAGCGGUGGAGGUGGUGGGGAUCCAGAAGCUGCUAGAAUGAUGCCUCCUCCGCCUGCUCCUUCCAGCACCCAGGCACAAACUACACAGGUUGCAGUACAAGGGCAUGGACUCCCAGGUGAAGGGUACUCACCUGGUCAAGGCCAUAACCAGCCCCAGCGUGGUGGACAGCAUGUACUUAGUCAUAGUUAUCAUCAAGGCUAUCCAGGGGAAGGCCGUGGCCACAUUCAGGGUUACUGGGCUCAAAGUAAUGAUCGUCCUGAUCACAGUCACCAUCAAGGUCACCAACCACUAGGUCAUAGCCCUUAUCAGAUUACUCCUGGUCAUGGUCAUCAAGGCCAUGGUCCUUUCCGUGGUCAUGCAGGUCAUGGUCAUGGUCAUGCUCACAGUCACCCCCAUGGGCACCCAGGAGGCGUCCAUGGACAGCAGCACAGUGAGGUUGAGGAUUUUCCUCUUCCUCCUACAGAAGAGGAGUUGGCAGAGAUGGAAGAGAUGUAUUCCAGACCAUCUCCAGUGAAUGCCAGGCCCACCAUACAAGCCAGCCUGAUGACGGAGCUCAAAAAACGGGUUUCUGUGGAAGAAGCUUCAGAUGUCUAGUGCUAUUUCAGGCAAUUUGAAGUGAAUCUUACCAAGAAUAAUUGGGUUCAGGCUGGCUUAGGAAGUUUUUUGCAUGCAGAAACAGGCAAAUGUGGGUGUCAAACAGCUUGAAAGUAUUUGCAAGUAGGCAUCCUUUUGAUAGUGCAUGUGGCUCACAAUAUCUUUUCAUUUAACUCUUGAGCUUAAAGAGAUCUAUCCAUGUCUCAGACAUGGUCUGGCCAGUCUGCCCUUUUCUUGCUUGCAAUAAUCAGAAUGAUCCCAGAAAGCUAUGUGCACAUGAGAGAGAAAGUUUGUACUUUGUGAAAAUCAUAGAUAAUUAUCUUUAAAAUGGAUGUUUACUGUCAUUUUUUUUAAUGUGUACCAUAAAACACUAUAUUUGCUUUUGAUAAACUGUAUUUGGAAAGCAAAUGAGCAAAAAUAUGCAAGAAAUAACAAACCACCAAACAAGAAUUUUGAGUAAAUUACAGAAUAAUGCUGUACUGCAAGUGUAAAAUGAUGUGGAGCUUCAGGUACUCUAAAUGUUUAAUUGUGAAAACUUGGAAUAUUUACAUGAACUGUAUUUGGAGUGAUAAUUUUAUCUACUGUAAUAAGAUUGUUUUCAAAAUUUUGCACACAUAAUUUUGUUUGCCUUCUUGUGUGGAUGUAGCCUCCUGGCCAUAAACACUUUAUUUCUUAAAAAUGUAUGUUAUGUGUGCAUCUUUUAAUUCAUAUUGAGUCUUACAUGUUCUAUUAAAUGUGACAAAGGAUUAAGGGGGUGGGGGAGAAUUUGUGUUGAAACAUGCACACACCUGACUUUCUGAAAGUAAAUUUACUUGCCCACCAAAGCAAUGCAUAUGCAUAUGUGCACAAACUACUGUGAAUAACCACUAAGUGUAGAGCAAUGUUUGUGUUGUGUGGUGAGAACAACAGUAAAUGAUGGGAUCACCUGAAUAUUACAAAACAGAGAUUAAACGGUCGAUGACAUGAACAAUAUGUUAUCCGUCCCCCUCACCUCUUGUAUCCCCGAAGGGUUUUACAUCUAGAGGAGUGGUGGCACUUGAUGUACACAUUAUGCAUGCUUCCUUGGGAGUGAAAGAGCAUGCAAACAGUGAAAGAUGAAUGGGCUCAUUUAGUGUCAUAUAUAUAUUGUAGGUUUCUCAUAAUUUGACAGGCUUCCAUAAGCACAGACAUUUUAAGGUGUAUGUGGGUUGUAUGCACGUACUGAUUUUGCACCACAAGACCUCAACUAAACCAGCGAAAAUGGCAUUUUGCAUCAUGUCAUGGUCUUGACUGAAAUAUUUCAUAUAUCCUUCCUUAUUGUAGAUGUAUGUCUGUUUCAGAAACAACUUUCACACUAGUCGGAGUGUGCUUUUUGUCAGCGUGUGCUGUCACAAGUUGCUAAUGCCAUUGGCUUCAUUUUAUGAUGUCUAGGAAUUGAAGUCUGUUGUCUGGUGGAUAUUUCAGUUGUGUUUCUUUAGUUUUGUUUGGGGAAAAGGGGGAGGUUGGGAAUAUGCUCAACACCAAUUCCAUUGGUAAUGAUAUGAUUACCUUUCUUCUGGCAAAAUGCAAUUACCUGCUGAUCUUAGAAGUGCCUGCCUGAAAUAUCAUUUUGGCUUUUGUAUCUUAACAAAUGAUGAUAAAACAUAGAUCAUUUACCAAAAAUGACUGUAUCACAUGCAGUUGCUGACUAAGUUGUGUGCUUUGAAUGUCCAUUAAAAAAAAAUGUACAUAUGUAUAGGACAGUUGUAAUAUAUGUCAUUUGAUUGCUUUGAUAUAUUUUAACGUACAUAGGUUAACUGCUAUUGUUAGGGUGGUGAUUAGCUGUGGUUUUAGUCCUUCAAACUAGGCUGUUUGAAUCAUUGUAAAACUACUCUUUCAUUUUUCUUGGAAUGAAUCUUUCCUCUUCUUUACAUUAGAACUUCCAUGCAUAGGGUGGAACAUGUAGUAGUUGAUUGAAAUUCCUGGGAAGAAAAGUUUGUGCUAAAAUCAGGAAAGUUGAAGGAAGAUUUGAUUCAUGAUACAAAGUUCUGAUUUCUCAUACCUUGGAUGUUAUAUUUUCUUCUGAUGGGUAAAAAUUAAAGUGGAUGUAAAACUGAUGGAAACAGUAUCAUCAUUGUGCUAACCCUGGGAAGGGUAGAAAGAUGCAGGUAAAAAUAACAGUUGCUAGUUUUCUAAUGACAUAUUUUCUGACUCCCCCAUGUAGUGAAGUGGAACAUUCAUGAUGUGAAAAAGUAAAGCUAAAAUUAUUACUUAAUGCUUACAUGGACAGGUUGAAUUUAUGUUAAAUGGCAGUUAUUUGUAAAACAGCUUAAAUCUGAUGGUCAGAAAGAAGAAAGAAUCUGGCAUAUUUAUGUCAAGUAAUGACUGAUAAAACUUGAAAGUCUGUCAAAUCUAUCCUGUAAGGCAACAGGAAAGCAAUGACUGAUUAUAUGUAUUACUUAAGGCAUUUUUAUUUACUUUUUGCUGGAGAAGUAAAUAGCAGUUAUUUGGUAGGCUGCAAAAGAUGACAGUGACUAGUGACUCAAUCGUAAUUGCUUGUCUUCCAUCUUGUGUUUUAAAAAUGUUUUAUUUUUCAGUAGCUUUUCAUAGUUUCAUACCUUUAUCCCCCAGGCAGCAUGAGAGAAAUGCAGUCACAUACAGUCAAGCUAAGCUCUACAAUUAUGUGCUUAGAACUUCAGAAAGACAACUGGAGCUCAUUUUUCCAAAUAUAUGCAUGUGAGGACAAGGGUACUGUGUUAAAAUCUUAAUAAAAGUAAGCCACUCAAGAGUAAUGUUAUCUUCUAAAAACAUGCAUAAAUUAAUAUAGCAUGUUAUCUUGUCAGUGUACAAAGUUUGUAUUAAGAACAACAAAGCACAUCAGCUGUGCGAAGUUGUGAACAACUGAAGGUUGAUAACCAAGCUGCCCAAAUAUCAGUCUUGCUUUGAGUUUAGAUUGUCUUCAGAAUUUCAGUGCACUUUUUCCUGCAUGCAAUAAUAGUCAUCAUGCAACCUUUGCAUGUUAAUGCAAUAGCAGUCAUAGCUACAGAGUCAGCCAUUCAGAAAGUUAAUAAGAUCUGCAGAUAAAUGAUUUUUAUUGAAGCAUAUAAAGCAUGAACCUUAGAAAGAUUUUAUCAUUUCUACCUGCAUUAUUUUAGACAUAGAUUUGUAAUAAGUUAUAAAGUUCUGAGAGAUUUUGGAGAACUAUUAUGCAGUGAAUAACUUUUUAACACUUUCUUUUAUAGGUACAGAACAUAAGUCAGCACUUUGUUUUAGCAAGUGCCUAGUGUAAAUAGAAAUUAUGAUUAAAAUAUCUUCCUGAUAUUAAAUGAUGUGUAAGUUACACAUUAUCUUAUGCCUUAUUUCAAGGAGUAAAUAUGACUUUAAUAAUAAUAAUAAUAAUUCUUAUAUUUAACCUGAUUCUACUAGAAACCAGGCACAAAACAUGCACACACACACAUGCAAUUAAGUUGAUCUGUGAAGAAUUUUUGAAAAUUUUUCUUUUUGCGUUUUUUUUUUUUUUUUUUUAAAGUUCCAUAUGUCUGUGUACAUGGUAUAUGCACUGGCAGGGAAAUCCUAUUCUCAAAUAUGGUUAGAGCUAAUUUUACCUCAUGAAUAUUCAGUCACUAUUUAGCCCCUGAAAAAAGAAUUUUUGAGGAAGAGUUAUGUAAUAAAGAUGUUAGAUUUUAAGAGUAUUAGCACAGGUAUGCUUUCAAUUUUUUUAAGAUUUUAAAAGAGCAGAAUGAAGGAACAAACUGGGAAAGUUUGAAAGACAGAUGAUAUUAAGUUUCUCUGGGAAAUGUUCUUCAGAAGAGAGGGCUUACAUAGUAGUUUCAGGCCCUUUUAUGAAGUUUCAAAGUUUUCUGUUUUUCUUUUGCAAUAGUUUUUGCCCUAGAUAAAUGUCAAGAUGCCAUUGUUAAGUUUAGAUGUGUGAGAGAAAUUAAUGUGUGUAACAAAAAUAGACUUCACAAGCUAAAGAAGUAAUUAUUUUUUUUGUAACUGUUGGUUUUGCAUUCAUCUUAAAAGUUAUUGCACUGAGAGAUGUAUAUUACCACAGUAAAUUGUGAUUUUAUUUCAUUGAUUGAAACACAAAAUUUAAUGUUUUUAUUUGACAUGCUGAUUUCACUAGUCAGGAGUUCGAAGUGCAUAUUUUCUAUACUAUUCCAGUAAUUUUGUCAGCACGUUGCUCUGCAUGUGUGUAUAGUUAGCCCACUGUGUGAUUGGUUCUGAACAUUUAGCCAACUUAUUCUCAAACAGUAAAAUAUUAAUCUGAUGUCUUUCAAUGCAUACACCUGUUGGUCUUUUUGCUUAAGCUGUUGUAUUUGGGCAUUUUCUAGGCACAAUAUUUAGUCCUUUGUCCUACAUGGUCAUGGUGGUGGAGGGGCCAAUAGAGACUCAGCAGCUGAUAGAGAUGUCUAUUGUGGUCUGUCCUCUGCUAGAUGCGGCAGGGUUAGGAUGUUUACAUGACUACAUUUUUCAAUGUUUUCAUACCAGUUUUUGCAUUGCCUGCCCCUUUAGCAGUAGCAUGAAUUUUAUUUGUUUACCACUUAACCCAUUUAUGAAUAAUUUGUUUUUACUUGGAUAGCCAACUCCAUCACAUCUAUUAACCCUUUUACAUCCAGUUUCCCAGAACCACUGAGCUUAAAUGGAAGUUUUUUGUUUUGUUUUGUUUUUUUCUGUGAUGAAACUGGCUGUUUCUUCACCUUUGACAUGCCAAGAUUUUAUUUUUGUUACUGCAAAGGAACAUUUGUCACCUGUUCUGCAGAAAUGAAUUCCACCAGUGUUUUUAGUUUGCAGCCGAAGAUGAGACCGUUAUUCCUAUUAACUAAACAUUAAUUUAUGAUUUGUGUGUCAGGUUGCUGUUUCCUAAUAUAGUUAUUGCUAUGACGCUGCUUUCUUUAUUCCUGUGUGUGUAGAUCUGCAGAUGAUUGCUGCAGCACGAGAUAAUAUCUUCAAAUUUAGUAUCCCUGUCACAAAACAUAGUACAGACAUAGUAGCAGACUGCUCAGUAAUGGCCAGUUUCAGAUUACACUGUGCCAAGAAUAUACCAUUUCUAAAAUCACUGUAAAUAUACUUUUGCAGAGAA
Messenger RNA from Pomacea canaliculata, 8731 nucleotides. Its product is annotated as MTSS1-like protein. Gene Ontology annotation, biological process: cell projection assembly; plasma membrane organization. NCBI's taxonomy places the organism in Eukaryota, Metazoa, Mollusca, Gastropoda, Architaenioglossa, Ampullariidae. The record is from RefSeq and is a predicted model, not a curated record. The coding region runs from base 364 to 3690 and encodes 1108 amino acids. Gene Ontology annotation, cellular component: actin cytoskeleton; cytoplasmic side of plasma membrane. The transcript is spliced from 16 exons. Gene Ontology annotation, molecular function: actin binding; phospholipid binding.